CUCGCCAUUGGGGGACCGGGAUGCGAGCGAGUGGAGCGCCGGGGGAGGAAGCGAAGGUGCAGGUCGGAGAGGCCGGGCUAGCCGAGCCCAUUGCGGGAGCAGCUGCAGCGGCUAGGCAGCAUCCAGUGGCGUGCCAGGCGGUCCAGCCCGUUGCUUUACUUUUUGCUGCACCAACAUAGUCAUUAUGCCGAAGAGAAAGUCUCCAGAGAAUACAGAGGGCAAAGAUGGAACCAAACUAACCAAACAGGAGCCCACACGGCGGUCAGCCCGAUUGUCAGCGAAACCUGUUCCGCCAAAACCCGAGCCUAAACCAAGAAAAACAUCUGCUAAGAAAGAACCUGGAGCAAAGAUUAGCAGAGGUGCCAAAGGGAAGAAGGAAGAGAAGCAGGAAGCUGGGAAGGAAGGUACUGCACCAUCUGCAAAUGGUGACACUAAGUCUGAAGAGAUCCACAUCUCUCGUUCAACUGUUAAUGUCUCAGCCUGCAGAAGCCCCCCACCCAGCACACUGUCAGUAAAGGGGCAGAUUGAAACAGUGAGAGUUAAGGAGUUGAAGUGUGUUUCCAAGUAGACCUGGAAGGAAAACAAGAGGCCAAAUGCUCAAAAGUGUGUUUCCUGGUGGGUGGGCUUUCCUCUGGUUAACUUGUUUUAGUGGUGACUAUAUAUUGUUUUCUUUCUUUUCUUACUCACAGGCACAGAGAACUGAGUCUUUAGAGAACGAGGGAGAAUGAAUUGUCUUGGAAAACUGGGAUUGAUUUCACGUACCUCUUGGGACAACUUUUAAAAGCUAUUUUUACCACGUAUUUUGUAAAUGCUAAUUUUUUAGGACUCUUAUUAGUUGGCAUAAAAUAUAUAUAAAGAUGGACAUUUUAUCCUCUUAUGGUGAUGUUUUUUGGAAAUUUCCAUCAUUCUCAAGUAAAAUAAACACCAAUUUAAUAUCGGAAGCUGUGUGUAAAAUGGAUUCAGCAUUCCAUGCCCUUGCUUUAAAAGUUUAGUCCUGUGCAUACUGUGGUGUUUUUACUGUGCAUAGUUGAAUUUUUCAUGCAAUUUUUCUAGAGCAAUAAUCAGUGGUGCUUUUGUGCCUAGGUUUUAUGUGAUUUAAUGAAAUAUGGAUAGUUGUGGCCACCUGCUGACUAUUUGUGGUUUAAAAUAAAAGUUUUCUUGUCUGCAAAAUA
This is a messenger RNA of Mesocricetus auratus (golden hamster), 1172 nucleotides long. RefSeq names its product high mobility group nucleosomal binding domain 3 (gene Hmgn3). The transcript has 7 exons. NCBI's taxonomy places the organism in Eukaryota, Metazoa, Chordata, Mammalia, Rodentia, Cricetidae. The coding region runs from base 185 to 568 and encodes 127 amino acids. Gene Ontology annotation, biological process: chromatin organization. Gene Ontology annotation, molecular function: nucleosomal DNA binding. The record is from RefSeq and is a predicted model, not a curated record. Gene Ontology annotation, cellular component: chromatin; nucleus.